UUUUGAAUUUGUAAUUGUAAAAACUUUUUAUUUUAUUUAAGAAAGAAAAAAAGCUGGUUUUUUUAUUUUUACAUUUAUCUGGUAUUUAUUUUUACAAACAAGAUGAUUAAAAUGCAACAAAAAAGGAUGCAGAGUCAUUCGACAACAAUAUUUCUUGGUAUUAUUAUAAUUAUUUUUGUAUUAACACAAACAACAGUUGGUAGUAAAAAAUGUGCGGGUAAUGGUUUGGAUCUUAAAUAUGUAUGGGGUGAUGCUAUGACAGAUUCACCUGAUUGCAUUGGACCCAAUAACAUGCAAUAUCCAUCAGCAGCUAUUACGAGAAGUUUUAAAAAUUUAUGGGGAGGUAAUAGUAGAACAGCACGUUCUCAUAAUAAUCAAAGAAUAAAUGAUCCAGAAUCAACGAGAAAAACACUUCUUCAUAACUACCAAAUAUCAAAAGGCGAAGUUACAAUAUCAAAUACAAGAAACAGUCGUAGUUACAGUUCAAAGGAGACAUGCGGAUCACCAGCUCGACUUUGCAAAACCCGCUACAACACAACAGCACCAAUGUAUGGGGUCAGCUUGACUAGCGGACAACCAGUAACAAUUGUUCAAAAGUUUCCUGACCUACUGCAACAAGUUGUCUUUGAAGUUUGCGAAUCCAAAUCGUGUGAUGUGAUACGUGGUGAAUGUACACAAACAUAUGUGCCUUAUUUAUUUUUGGUAAUACCACUUGGUCCAGUAACACUAACUGGUCAAGACUAUGUACUAGUUGAAAGUGGUUGUGUUUGUAAACCAAAAAAUUCAUCACCCUCAUCAAAUAAUUCACCGGAAACUCCCCUAGUCCCAAAUCUUUCAUGAAAUUAAUUAAAAAAACAACUAAAUUAAUUAAAAAAAUAAAUUAUUUAAACAAUAAUAAAUAUUAAAAACAACAAAAAUUAGUUGAUAUAAUUUUUUUAAAUAAUUAAAAACAUUCCAAACAAGCCAGUGAACUUUUUGUGUGUGUGUUUUAAUAAUUUUUUUUUACUCAGAAAAAUGAUUAAUAUGCUCGUCUUUUUUGUGUCAUCAACUCAUCAUUCAUCAAUGAUAAAUGUCUGGUUGUUGACCUAAAGAAUAUGCUAUUAUUUCUUCUGGCAAAUUUCUCACGAAAUUAUUUGUGUUAGCAAGCAUGAAUAAAUAAUAACGGUGAAGAUAAUAUCAGUGAUCGAUGAAUGAACAAAAAAAAUCAAAACAAUA
Aphidius gifuensis is the source of this 1215-nucleotide messenger RNA. RefSeq lists its product as uncharacterized. The coding region runs from base 103 to 840 and encodes 245 amino acids. The record is from RefSeq and is a predicted model, not a curated record. Lineage: Eukaryota; Metazoa; Arthropoda; Insecta; Hymenoptera; Braconidae. The transcript is spliced from 5 exons.